Messenger RNA from Chrysemys picta bellii (western painted turtle), 3174 nucleotides. RefSeq names its product crumbs cell polarity complex component 3 (gene CRB3). The record is from RefSeq and is a predicted model, not a curated record. NCBI's taxonomy places the organism in Eukaryota, Metazoa, Chordata, Testudines, Emydidae.
GCGGGACCUGCCUGCCUGCCUCAGGUGCGGGAGGAGGGAGGCACCUGCCUUCCCCGGGGUCACAUGAGCGAGAGGGAAGGCGGAGCUGGCCAGAUCGCAGCCCUGGGAGGGAGCGGACAGACGGACAGGGCCGGUGGUGAAACCCUGGGGGCUGCCCGGUUCCCGGUCAUCCCCAUCUCCAAGGGCCCCCCACGCCCCCCAACGGCCUGAGGACGCCGGGAAGCAGGAGGUUGUGUGACAGUUGCACCAGCAGGAUUGUGAUCUCUCCAGGGAAAGGGGGAGUGACCCCCCCAUGUCCCCCCCUCCCUCCCAGACACCCGGGGGAGCGAUGGCGGGCUACAGUCACUCCUUGCUCCUGGCCGUGGCCCUGCAGUCCCUGUUACAGCCGGCCCUGGGCCAAACCACGAACAGGAGCACCGUGACACCCACAUCCGUAUCGGGGCUCACGGAGUCGGAGCGGCUGGCGGCCAUCAUUGUCCCCUCCCUAGUCGGGGGUCUCCUGCUUAUUGGACUUGUGAUCUUUGGGGCGCUCAAGGUGCGGGAGAGGCGGCAGACGGAGGGCACCUACCGGCCCAGCAACGAGGAGCAGGUGGGUGCUCGGGUGGUGACGAACGCUAACCUCCAACUGCCCCCCGAGGAGCGGCUGAUCUGACCCGGGGGGAGGGGGGGGUCACACACACCCCCUCCCCGGACUGGCAGACUCUGUACCAGCUGGACCCUGUGGUUGCACAUCUGGAAGGGGGGGGGCGGCUCCUUGCAUUCCGCUGGCUGGAAGGAGCCGAGGUCUUCGUCGCUGGAUGCAUUGGAUUUCCACCUGCGCUCUCCUCCUGCGGGGGCGGAGGGGUGCUGCCCGGUGAAACGGCUGGCCGUGCUGGUGCUGCGCGACAUCGCCCCCUGGUGGCAGAAGCGGCGGGAACCUCUGCUGCUGUGCUGGGAUAUUGGCAGAACGCUCACACCUUGCGCGUGUUUCCACCUGGCUGAACGCUUUAUCCCCUCCACCCCCGUCUGCGUCUCACACGUGUCCUGUAAUCUCCCCUACCUCGGUCUGCGUCUGUCUGGCCUGGGGGCGGCUGCAGGGGGGUCACUAAGCCGGCCCCAGCUCGCAGUGCAGGCUGCAGAUGGGGAGUGACUCUGCAUUGGCACCUGUAGCCUGAGGUGCAGACGGAAGGUAGCGGUAGAGAGGUUUAAGUCCCCUCACUGUUGUGCCUCAGUUUCCCCAUCUAUCACUCCCCCUCUUCCUGGUGCUGUCCCGGCUACAAAACCAGCAGCCUUCUUGGGUGCAUGUGGAAGGUGCCACAUCGCUCUCUAGUGGCUGGUGAAUGCAGAGGAUAAUAGCCUCCUGCGGCUGUCAGCGGGUGGAGCCGCUCCUUGGGCUGGGCCGGGGUUACUGGACUCAAACCGGGGGCUGCUGAUGGGGUCAUUUCUCAUGGUGGGGGGAGGGGUGAAAUACACUAAUAACUCAGAAAGCAACUGGGUGGCCUUUUUUGCUGUCCUGUCUAUGGGGAAUGUAACCAAACUGCACCCAACUUAACGAGCCAAAUCUUCGUCCUCCGGCAGGGCCGUGGUUCAUCCCCCCCUUAAACCAAAACUUGCUGGAAUCUUCUCCCAUGUGCGGCAUCCCCCCCCCCGGAGCAGGUGCCGGUGGUCUUUUCCCCCAAGCCGCAGUGUCCCACAGCACAACCCUGCCCCAUUGCUGCUCCCCCGGCCGGCACCAGGGCUAAGGUUAUUUCCCUGCAUGGGGCAGCCUGGGGUAAAGCAACCACGUGGCCCCCCCAUCGGCAAGGCUUGAGUAGGAGCAGCCAUCCCCCUGCCUCAGGCUUCCAGACCCGUCUGCAGGAGAAGCAGCUUGUGGGCCGAUUUCCUCGCCCCAUUAGCCACUCGUACCAGCCGCGGCUCCUAGAGCCUAGGGCUUGGUUUGUGGAUCUUUAACUCGAAGGGCUUUUCUCCCACCCGUGCCUUGGCCAUUUGAGUUACGGGGAACACACACAGGUUUUAAAGAGGCCGGCCCAUGGUGCUGGCUCUGCCUUUAAGCCACCCGUGGGGGGUUGCUCUGACCAUCUCAGCCUCUAACUUGGAUACAGUGGCAGUGAGUUCCCCAGGCUCCCAAGGGAGGAAGAUGGGGGGGAGCUGUUUGCCCAGCGGGCCAUCCAGCAACAGGGGUUGCUAGGACCCCAGUUCCCCAGCCGGCUGCUUGGGUCAUCUUUACAGCCCCUGCUUCCUCACUGUAGGCUGUGUCUUGGCUCUGCCCCCGUGCCUGCCGCCGGCGCCUCCGGGGCAUGCCAACCUUGCUCAGUGGCUGGCUGAAAGCUUCCCCUGCUGGGCCAGCCGUCACCUGGUGCUGCGUGUUCUCCGCCUCAGUCACCUCUUCUCUCCUUUCAGUCCUCCCGGGAAGACCCGAAAUUAACGGAGCUGUGAGAGCCGGGAGCAAACGUCCCCAGAGUUUGGCCCUUGCCCUUUGAAACGGCCGGAGUUGGGAUCUCCUGGCCCCAUGCCUGCCCACUGGUCAGUUUCGCACCCUCUCCCCCCGCCACGGGGGUCACUCUACCCAGUUUUGCAUGGGCCAGAGGCUGCCCCUUACAACCUCCCUGUUCACCCAGCAGCAGGGGGGCUGGUCGCUGCCCUGUGAUGAUACAAAUAAGUGCAGCAGGGCUGGGGCUCUGACAUGGGACUAGCUGUUCACAGCCUUCUAGCCCUCAAAUCUCUUCUUCAGCUGUGACGGCUGAAGCAGGGCUGGGAGCCAUGUAGGAUUUAGGCUGCCAUGGGAAUCGAGGAGCGUUAGGCACCUCCAGCCCUUUGAGGAGCCGGGCCUCUGACCCAGGGGGUUUAGGUGCCCCUGUUGCUAAUCUUCCCCCUUUUCUGCACCCAAAUAUGCAGCAAUGUAGUUGAAGCUGUCCCCCGACGCUCGCCUAGAAAGGGAGGCUGGUCCUGCCAGGAAGGCCCUGCCUCAGACCCGCUGGGUGACCUUGGACAAGUCACGUCACCUCUCGUGCCUCAGUUUCCCUAGCUGUAGGAAGCCGGUCCUACAGAGCCAGCGAGGAGCAGGAGGCAGGGUUACCUGCCCCUCUGGGUGCUGGCAUGGCAGCUUUUUAAGUUGGGUUUAUACAGUGUUGUGUUUUUCCCUCCUCUGUGCAAAUGUAACUUUUAUUUUUUUGUAAAAUAAACUAAUUUUGGGAU